AUGCUCGCAACCCAAAUGCCCCCUCCGGCCUCGCAUCGUCCCCCGACUCCCACUUCGAACUCGUCCGGAGUAGAGGUACCUGCUUCGCAUUCAACCAUGUCUCCUGGCCCCCCUUCACAACAUUCUACAGUAUCACAUUCCAGCAUGGCUUGCGGCCUCACAUCAAGUGCGACAAAUCGACCCCCAACGCUCUCAAGGCCAAAACUCACCCUACAAACCUCGUCGCUUCCUGUCACAUUUGGCCGUUCGACAACGGGCUUAUCACUCUCCCUGGCCGCUGGUGCCACAGCAUCUCCCACUGUUCACAACACCUUCAAGAAUGCCUACGAUGUUGCAUAUCCGCCUUCGGCAACCGUCUCCCCGUCUAGGUCCACCAGCAAUCGCUUCUCCAAACCGUCGUCACCGUAUACUUCCAGCAACCCCUACCAGCUACCACUCGGCGUAAAGAGUAUCCUUCGCAACUCACGCUUGGAGCGACGGCCGAGCCAAGCGGCCCCGAACGGUCCUAAUGGCUCUUCAUCAUCACGCCGAGUAUUCUUCCCGGCCAAGAAGCAAGUAAACUAUCGUUACCCGUUAGAGGAGGAAAUCAAGACCGUCAAGUACACGGCGCGCCAUUCAGAUAUAGUCUCCGAUUCGGAAGCUGAGUCCUGUGAAACAGGCUCCGACGAUGACUCGGAUUACUCUAGUUCCAGCCUAGUUUCGUCGGAUACUACACCUUCGGACGACGAGGCCAAUCCUUCCGAGCCAGCCGCAGACAAGAAGAAAAAGAAGCGAAAGUAUCGCAGCAAUGAACGACAAGUUCGCGCAGCCGCCCUCAGAGAUGGCUUGGAGGACCCAUAUACCUCAGUAAACUCGUCAACACCUCAAACGCCUCUACAAGGCCGCCUCAAGCGCCGUCGCGAAUGGAAGUGGACUCUGGGACCGCUAGACGAAGCCGGCAGUACCCCAGUUUCUUCACAAUUGUCUACAUCAAAUACUCAACUAUCCACUCCAUCGGAAUCAGAGCAAGAUCCCGAGUAUCCCACAAAGGAACCUGACAUCCUUUCCCUCAACGUGGCUACGGUUCGACCCACAUCCCAACCAUCACAAUUGACGACCCCAAUCUCCCUCGCUCCGAGUGACGCAUCAGAAAGCAACACCGCCCUUUCCCCGGUCCACCCCAUUAACUACUAG
This is a messenger RNA of Aspergillus puulaauensis, 1173 nucleotides long. RefSeq lists its product as uncharacterized. The transcript has a single exon. The coding region runs from base 1 to 1173 and encodes 390 amino acids. NCBI's taxonomy places the organism in Eukaryota, Fungi, Ascomycota, Eurotiomycetes, Eurotiales, Aspergillaceae. The record is from RefSeq and is a predicted model, not a curated record.